Cynoglossus semilaevis (tongue sole) is the source of this 429-nucleotide messenger RNA. Its product is annotated as hexokinase-1-like. Gene Ontology annotation, biological process: glucose metabolic process; glycolytic process; carbohydrate phosphorylation. Gene Ontology annotation, molecular function: glucokinase activity; D-glucose binding; ATP binding. The coding region runs from base 35 to 397 and encodes 120 amino acids. NCBI's taxonomy places the organism in Eukaryota, Metazoa, Chordata, Actinopteri, Pleuronectiformes, Cynoglossidae. Gene Ontology annotation, cellular component: mitochondrion; cytosol. The transcript has 3 exons. The record is from RefSeq and is a predicted model, not a curated record.
UUUUGACCAUGUGGCAGAAUGUCUGGGCGACUUCAUGGACAAGCAAAAAAUCAAGGAUAAAAAGCUCCCGGUUGGAUUUACCUUCUCAUUCCCCUGCACUCAGACCAAACUGGAUGAGGCCGUCUUGGUCAGAUGGACCAAGAAAUUUAAAGCCAACGGCGUUGAAGGAUCUGAUGUCGUGAAGCUCCUGAACAAGGCCAUCAAAAAACGAGGAGACUACGAAGCCGACAUCAUGGCGGUGGUCAAUGACACGGUGGGCACCAUGAUGACUUGUGGGUUUGAUGACCGGCGUUGUGAAGUGGGCAUCAUUAUAGGUGAGGACACAGAUGGUGUUGGUAUUCUACCUGAAGCUGUACAGCAGGGCCCUACAUUUACCAUAAACACUGUUCUACCAUGAGAGGGCGCCAGAGAGUUUUCAAUUCACAGCCU